Molecule: messenger RNA, 2681 nt
Organism: Abrus precatorius (Indian licorice)
Lineage: Eukaryota; Viridiplantae; Streptophyta; Magnoliopsida; Fabales; Fabaceae
Product: sterol 3-beta-glucosyltransferase UGT80B1-like
Exons: 15
Coding region: 935-2293 (452 amino acids)
Biological process (GO): carbohydrate metabolic process
Molecular function (GO): hexosyltransferase activity; UDP-glycosyltransferase activity
Source: RefSeq, a predicted model, not a curated record
UAUCGUACUCCACCCUCGUUGGUAUGUGUCAGACACUGAACGAACCAACUUCCUUGUCCCAAUCAACACCAACCUCCAACUCAAACCCAUAAAAAAAAAAUACUUUUAAUUUUUUUUUCAUGUUAUUUUCUAAUUUUCUAUUGGAGUAAAAGCUGUGGCAAUGGCAUGGUUGGCAUGAAGGGCGAAAGAGGUGAUAGAGGUUCUAUGGUGUUUCACUUUCCUCUUCACAAUUCAGUGUUGCCAUUCUCUUUUCUUUUCUGGUGUGAAGCUUUUGUUUUGGGUUUUUUAUGCUAGGUUGGAAAUUGGAGCUUGUUCUUGUCCUCACAGUGAACCGUAGCUUGAGCUGGGUCAAGGUUAAAAUUUCAAAAAGAUUCUGGGAUUGAAUAUAUGUUAUCCAAACGCUAAAGAAUCAGUAGAAGGUUUUGAUUGGAAACAAAGGAAGAUCUCAGUCAAAUGGAAGAUGAUGAGUUGGUGACAACUGGGAGCAAAUCUGAAGAUGAAAAGCUUGAUUCAUCUUCUUCUGAGGCAGAGGAUUUGCAGGAAAGUUUGGAGCUGAAAUCAUCGGAAGUUAGUUCUUUGCCGCCAAUAGGUUUGGACCAUUUCAUCACAGAGCCUGUUGGAACUGCAAGGAACCUGCUUGUUGCUGACCAUGAGAUUAUGUUUUCUGAAUCAAUGAUGGAGAAAUGGGGGUCUCAAAGGCAAGACCUAAUAUUGGACAGGCUGUCGGAGUGUGAUAAGGUAGACACAGGUGUUGUAUCAUCUAAAGCUGAUUAACUUAGUGAAGAUACAAAAUGAUGGGACUGUUGAAGUUGAUCUAGAAAAAAGUGGACCAAUUGCAUCAGAAUUGUUGGAACUCCAAUCUUUUGAAGAGUCGACAAUAAGUGGAUCUCUCGUCUCUGAAUCAACAAAGGCAGCUCCCUGCUUAGAAAUUGUCAUGCUUGUGGUUGGAACUCGAGGCGAUGUGCAACCUUUCCUGGCCAUUGCAAAAAAACUUCAGGAGUAUGGUCAUCGUGUUAGGCUGGCAACUCAUGCUGAUUUUGAAACAUUCGUAAAGUCUGCUGGUGUUGAUUUCUAUCCUUUGCAUGGUGAUCCUCGUGCUUUGGCAGGAUAUAUGGCGAGGAAUAAAGGUUUACUCCCAUCUGGUCCAACUGAAGUAUCCAUCCAAAGAAAGCAGCUGAAGGCCAUUAUUGAUUCUCUUCUUCCAGCUUGCAUAGCACCUGAUUUGGAAACUGGUGUUCCUUUCAGAGCUGAGGCUAUUAUUGCCAAUCCUACUGCUUAUGGACAUGCACAUGUUGCUGAAGCCCUUGGGGUGCCCCUUCACAUCUUCUUCACGAUGCCAUGGACGCCAACAUAUGAGUUCCCACACCCUUUGGCACGUGUUCCUCAAAGUGCUGGUUAUUGGCUGUCAUACAUAAUUGUGGAUCUACUGAUAUGGUGGGGCAUAGGAGGAAUUAUCAAUGACUUCAGGAAAAGAAAAUUGAAGCUUGCUCCUAUUGCAUACUUCAGUAUGUUCCAUGGAUCAAUAUCUCAUUUACCAACUAGCUAUAUGUGGAGUCCUCAUGUUGUUCCAAAGCCAAAUGACUGGGGCCCUUCAGUUGACGUUGUUGGUUAUUGUUUCUUGAACCUUGAAUCAAAGUACCAACCGCAAGAAGAUUUUGUCCAAUGGAUUAAAAAUGGACCUAAACCUUUCUAUUUUGGGUUUGGGAGCAUGCCUCUUGAUGAUCCUCAAAGAACUACUAAUGUUAUAGUGGAGGCACUGAAGGAUACAGGACAACGGGGAAUUAUAGACCGGGGCUGGGGAAAUCUAGGGAACUUGGCAGAAGUUCCCAACUAUGUUUUCCUUCUAGAGGAAUGCCCUCAUGACUGGUUGUUUCCUCAAUGUUCUGCUUUGGUGCAUCAUGGUGGUGCCGGAACAACGGCUACAGGACUAAAGGCUGGGUGUCCAACAACCGUGGUUCCAUUCUUUGGAGAUCAGUUCUUUUGGGGAGAUAGAAUAUAUCAGAAAGGGUUGGGACCUGCUCCAAUUCCAAUAUCUCAGCUGAGUCUUGAGAAAUUAACAAAUGCCAUAAAAUUCAUGCUCCAGCCAGAGGUAAAAUCUCGAGCAAUGGAAAUUGCUAAGUUGAUUGAGAAUGAAGAUGGUGUUACUGCAGCAGUUGAUGCAUUUCACCGCCAUCUACCUCCUGAAUUACCACUACCAACUCCAUCUCCAAUGGAGGAGGACUGUGCAAAUCCUUUGGGCUGGUUUUUCCUCCUACUUGCAAAGUGGUGCUGUUUACCUUGUGGGGGUGUAUAGGUACACCCCGGUUGGCUUAAGUAUAUUCUUUUUUUCUUUUAUUCUUUGCAUAAUUUUAUUUUAGGAGCUUUCCAUUUUAUUCAGACUGGUGGCAUUGUUUUGCUUAGUAUUCCAUUCAUUUCAGUCAAGUCUCUUUUGUGAGGUUUUGACUUGGUAAAUAUUCAAGUUGUGCGUCCCACCACCCAAAGCUGUUUGUAUAAGUGGUUCUAUGUUGUGAGAUAGAUUAAGAGUUGAGGGCACUUGUUAUGAAAAGAGUUAGGUUACUUUCAUCUUCAUUGUUUAUGCUUAGCCUAAAAAUGGUUGCUAACUAGUUGUCACAUAUUAGUUGUGACAUUAUCUGAUGGUAGUCCUAUUACAAUAAUUAAAUCAAAAUAAUAAAAGGGCUUCU